Molecule: messenger RNA, 1554 nt
Organism: Hyposmocoma kahamanoa
Lineage: Eukaryota; Metazoa; Arthropoda; Insecta; Lepidoptera; Cosmopterigidae
Product: zinc finger protein 2 homolog
Exons: 4
Coding region: 1-1548 (515 amino acids)
Cellular component (GO): nucleus
Molecular function (GO): zinc ion binding
Source: RefSeq, a predicted model, not a curated record
AUGUCUAUAACAUUUUCGUUGUUGGGCGAUGACUUGUAUACUUACGAUUACUUUGUUCAAGACGACGUUUGUCGAUUUUGUUGGAACCAAAACGCAGAUCAAGAAAUCUUCAUAAAAUCUAGAGAAAACGACGUAGAAAAGAAAGAUAUGCUAUAUUAUAAAAUACAAGAUUGUUUAAACAUCGAAUUGAAUGUAGGAAAUUGGCCUAAUUACCCAAAUAAAGUCUGUAUAGACUGUUGUACAAAAAUCGAAAAUUUUCACAACUUCAAGCAUUUUUGUCAAGAAACUAACAGAAAACUCUAUGAAAUAUUCAAAAAUCAUAAUAGUAACACCACUACGGAACUACCGGUACCUAAUCCAAAUGUAAAAAUCGAAAAGACCGACGAAUUUCCUAAUUUAGAUUUAUCGAGAACAGAUUCUUUCGAUGGCUUCCUAGACAGCCUCCAAAACUCAGACCACGACUACAUAAGCCAAGAAGACUAUAAACCUAUUAAGAAACACUUAAAAACGUCCAAAUACAAACAUAAACGCACAUCUACUUACUGCAAUAUAUGCCAUACAGAUUUGAAAUCUGAUGAAAAUUUUACUUCACACAAUUCCAAAUUCCAUGGUGUUGAAAACAAAGAUCAGUUUAAAUGUUUCGGAUGUGAGAAACGAUUCAAAAGCCGUAAAACACGUCUUGGGCAUGAAAUAAACUUCUGCAAAGGCUUAAAGGAUGGAUAUAAGUGUGCUACUUGCUUAAGAUUUUUGCCUAAACGUAGAAUGUAUGAGGCACAUAUGAAGGACCAUAGAGAGAAUGAAAACGUAGAGCUCCCAGAUGAUUUGUUUAAAUGUAUAAAAUGUUUUAAAUUGUUCAAGUCGAAGGAGAAAUUGAAAUGCCAUAUGAUUGUACAUGAUGGGGAGAAAAAGAAUUUUGUUUGCGAGAGUUGCGGUCGCGUCUUCUCCCGCCAAGACUACCUUUACAAGCACAAACUCACUCACACCGGUAUUAAAGAACAUGUUUGUCCACACUGUGGGUUCAGAGCUGCACAGAGGUCUUCACUCACCGUACACAUCAGAAAACACACUGGCGAGCGCCCAUACAGCUGUGACAUGUGCCCUCAGCGCUGCGUGUCCAGCUCUAAUCUGCGCGCGCAUCGGCGGAGGCAUCUCGGUGUUAAACAGUAUGAGUGCAAAAUUUGCUCAAAAAAAUUCGGCUACAAAAUAAGUCUAGAAGAGCACGUAGCCAACACACAUGAGCGCGCACAAAACCAUACUUGUCAAAUAUGUGGAACUACGUACAGCAGAGUUCGAGGGCUGCGAAGACAUCUCUUGGCGAAGCACGGGACCAAGGUAACGAAAAUUGGCAAAAACGUCCGGAUAAUGGAACAAAACGAUCAGAUUUCGGAACAAAAUGGAAACAAUUUGCAACAAAACGGAAAUAAUUUGCAACAAAACGACCAAAUUUUGGAACAAAAUGGACAUAAUAUGGAAAAUGCUCAGAUUUUAGAACAAAAUGAUACUAUAAAUGAGCAGAGUUUAACGGCGAAUUUGCAAUUUCAGUCAUAGUUAACU